This is a messenger RNA of Vidua chalybeata, 3001 nucleotides long. It is a transcript of the gene AKAP8, whose product is annotated as A-kinase anchoring protein 8. Gene Ontology annotation, molecular function: DNA binding; protein kinase A regulatory subunit binding. The coding region runs from base 76 to 2844 and encodes 922 amino acids. Lineage: Eukaryota; Metazoa; Chordata; Aves; Passeriformes; Viduidae. The record is from RefSeq and is a predicted model, not a curated record. Gene Ontology annotation, cellular component: nucleus; nuclear matrix. The transcript is spliced from 14 exons.
GCGGUGGCGCGCGUGCGCAGGCGGUUGAGGCGGGCGGUGAAGCGGCGGCGGCGGCGCCGGGCGGAGGCGGCGGCGAUGGAGCCGGGAUACGGCGGAUACGGCACCUGGAGCACCGGGGCCGCCGGCGCCCAGGCUUCCUACGGCACGAGCACGAGCAGCUGGCAAGGCUACGAGGGUUACGAGUUCUACCCCCCGCAGAGCUCGGCCCCCGCGGGAGCCUCCUACAGCUACGGGGGAGGGGCGGGCGGCGCCUCCUGGGACCCCCCCAAGGAGCUGGGGCUGGGAUCCGGCGAGGGAUCCGCCGGAGCCGCCUUCGGAGUGGGAUCCGCCUUCGGAGCGGGAUCCGCCGGAGCCGCCUUCGGAGCGGGAUCUGCUGGAUCUGCCUUCGCCUCGGGAUCCGCCGGAGCCGCCUUCGGCACGGGAUCCGGAGCCGCCUUCGGCACGGGAUCCACUGGAUCUGCCUUCGGAUCGGGAUCCGGAGCCGCCUUCGCAUCGGGAUCGGGGACCGCCUUCGGCUCGGGAUCCUCUGGAUCCACCUUUGGAUCGGGCUCUGCCGGAUCUACCUUUGGCUCGGGGUCUGGAUCCACCUUUGGUUCAGGAUCUGCUGGAUCCACCUUUGGCUCGGGAUCCGGAGCCGCCUUCGGAUCGGGAUCUGCAGGAUCCACCUUCGGCUCGGGAUCCACCGGCUCCUCCUUCGGCUCGGGAUCCGGCACCGCCUUCGGCUCGGGAUCCACCGGAUCCACCUUCGGCACGGGAUCCGGCACCGCUUUCGGCUCGGGAUCCGCCGGCUCCUCCUUCGGCUCGGGAUCCGGCACCGCCUUCGGCUCGGGAUCCGCCUUCAGCCAGGGAUCCUCGGGAUCCUCCCUGGCCCCGGGAUCCUCGGGAUCCGCCGAGAUCCCCGGCUCCAACCCCGACUCCAUCAUCGCCAAGAUCAACCAGCGCCUCGACCUGCUGGCCAAGGAGGGCAGCGCCGGCGAGGGCCCCGAGCAGCACCACGGCUCCUUCCGCUUCGACUCCUUCUCCUCGUUCUCCCCCCGCGCUGACUCGCGGGAUCCCUUCCGGGCCGGGCCCUUCCCGCUGCCCGCGGCCGCUCCCGGCGCUCGCGGCUCCGUGGCCCGGCGCGGCGCGGGGCCGGCGCGCGGCACGGCCCGGCGGGGCUGCGAGCCCCGGGCCCGGCACGCGGCCGAGCCGCCCGGCGCCUCCCGCUGGGCCGAGCCGCGGGCGCUGCCCUCGCUCUUCUCGCAGGCGCUGCUGCCCGACUACCCCGGCGAGUACCCCGAGUACCCCGAGUACCCCGAUUAUCCCGAGUAUCCCGAGUAUCCCGACUAUCCCGACUAUCCCGAUUACCACCCCGGCGAUUAUCCCGAGUUCCCGGGCGGGCUGGGAAUGCCGGGGAUGAGCCGCGGCCCCUUCGGCAUGAGGAGGAGGGACAGGAUGGGGGCGCUGCCCUGGAACGGCCUGCACGCGGGCCGGCGCCGGGGGCUCCGCGCUCGCUCCGGGGGGCGCUGGGAGCCCGAGGGGCCCCGCAAGCGGAAACGCUCCGGGAACGACGCCGGGAACGCCGGGAAUAACGACACCGGGAAUGCCGGGAACGACGACACCGGGAACAACGGGAACGACGACACCGGGAAUAACAACGACACCGGGAACGACGACGGGAACGACGAUCCCAAAAACCCCGACAGCGACUCCGAGCACGGAGAUGAAGGGGAAGGAGAGGAGAAAUCCUUGGAUGAGGCAGACAAAGGAUCCUCGGAGGAGGACGAGGAGGCGAGGAAGAAACGGGAGAAGCAGCGGAGGAGGGACCGGAUGAGGGACAGGGCCAUGGACAGGAUCCAGUUCGCCUGCUCCGUGUGCAAAUUCCGGAGCCUGGACGAGGAGGAGAUCCAGAGGCACCUGGAGAGCAAAUUCCACCGGGACACGCUGCGCUACAUCGGCACCAAACUGCCCGACAGGACCGUGCAGUUCCUGCAGGAGUACAUCGUGAACCGGAACCGGAAAAUCGAGCGGCGGCGCCAGGAGCUGUCGGAGAAGGACGGGAACAAAGCCAGGCCGGAUCCCUUCAAGGGGAUCGGGCAGGAGCAUUUCUUCAAGCGCAUCGAGGCCGCGCACUGCCUGGCCUGCGACAUGCUGAUCCCGGCCCAGGGCCACCUCCUGCAGAGACACCUGCGCUCGGCCGAGCACAACCGCAGCCGCAGGCUGGCGGCCGAGCAGUUCAAGAAGACGAGCCUGCACGUGGCCAAGAGCGUCCUGAACAACAAACACAUCGUGCGGAUGCUGGAGCGAUACCUGCAGGGUGAAGAUCCCUUCACGGAGGAGCCGCCCGGGGCCGAGCCCCCGCCGGGAGAAUCCCAGGAAAGCCCCAAAUCCACGGAAACGCCGGGAAAAAUCCCGGGAGAAGCGGAAAUCCCCGGAGAUUCCCCCAAAUCCCAGGAAUUCCUGGAGCCCCCCAGGCCCCUCCUGGUGCCGCCCUUCCUGGAGGAGCCGGAAAAUCCCGAAAUUCCCGAAAAUUCCCAGGAAAAUCCGACAGCAGAACCCCAGGAAUUCGGGAUUUCCCCCCAAAAGCAAACUGAGGGAGGGGAGGGGGAAGAGGAGGAGAAAAUUCCGGGGAAAACGCCAGAAAAAAACCUGGAAAAAAUCCUGGAAAAUGAGGAAAAAAUUCCAGAAAAAAUCCUGGGAAAAGAGGAAAAAAAUGCAGAAAAAAACCCGGAAAAAGAGGAAAAAAUUCCAGAAAAAAUCCCGGAAAAUGAGAGGAAAAUUCCAGAAAAAAACCCGGAAAAUGAGGAAAAAAUUCCAGAAAAAACCCCGGAAAAGGAGGAAGAGAAAGACGUGGAAGAGCCCUGAGAAUUCCAGGAAAAGGAUGAAGAAGCCACAAAAGAGGAGAAAUUCCCAGAUUUUCCCAUCCCUGAGGAAUUCUCUGCUGGGAUUUUGGGGCAGUUUCAGGAAGAAAAAAAGCCCCAAAAAAAUGGGAAAAAUAAAAAGUUGGAAGUUUGGGAAAAUU